AUGGAUAAAUUGGAGACAUUUUGGAUACGUCAUAUUUUACCUUUUUGCGAGAAACACAACGCGGAGAAUACCAGACAGACAGAAAUGAUUUCAUCCUCCAUAUUUUCCGCGAGAAUGCGCACGAUGAUACCUCCAACACCUGCUCGAAGUUUUCGGAACGGGAAGAGGCCGACGAUGACGAAGGCGUCGCUCGAGAACAGCGAGAGUAGGGAAGAAGUGAAAGAAGACAAAGAAGAAGACAAAGAAGAUAUACGCAACACCUUUAUUGAGAGCGAUGCGACGAGAAAAAGAAGCAACACGAGACGGAAAAUGAUGACGACGACGAUUUCAGCCGCUGCUUUUUCCAGUUUCUUUUUAAGCAGCGCGAACGAAACCUUGGCGGGGGAAGAGGAAGAGAUGAUGAUGAAAACGAUUCCGGAUGAAGCGCCUGCGAAGCAGCAACAACAACUGUGCGAAGGAUAUUCGAAAGACGUCGCGUCCGCAUUCCCGAACCUGUGCGAAUAUAAGGUCACAGAAAAAGUUUACUUCGACGUCUCCAUCGGGGGUGAAAACGCCGGACGAAUCGUCAUUGGAUUAUUCGGCGAAGACGUUCCGAAAACCGUGGCGAACUUUCGAGAGUUGUGCGCAAACUCGAAAGGGUUCGGGUACCAAAACUCCAUUUUCCACCGCGUGAUACCGAACUUUAUGCUCCAAGGCGGCGAUUUCGAACGCGCGAACGGAACCGGCGGGUAUUCCAUCUACGGCAGAAACUUCGCGGACGAGAAUUUCAAAAUCCCGUUCACCGGGCCUGGCGUUUUAGCCAUGGCCAACGCCGGACCGAACACGAACGGUUCGCAGUUUUUUUUAACCACCGCCGCGACGCCGUGGUUGACGGGGAAACACGUCGUCUUUGGAAACGUGUUGGAAGGUUUCGACGUCGUCAAAAAAGUAGAGAGCACUCAAACCGGGAGAGGCGAUAGGCCGAAGAAAGACGUCGUGAUCGUUCAAUCCGGCGUGCUCUAA
This is a messenger RNA of Bathycoccus prasinos, 1002 nucleotides long. RefSeq lists its product with no specific name. The coding region runs from base 1 to 1002 and encodes 333 amino acids. NCBI's taxonomy places the organism in Eukaryota, Viridiplantae, Chlorophyta, Mamiellophyceae, Mamiellales, Bathycoccaceae. Gene Ontology annotation, molecular function: peptidyl-prolyl cis-trans isomerase activity. The record is from RefSeq and is a predicted model, not a curated record. The transcript has a single exon. Gene Ontology annotation, biological process: protein folding; protein peptidyl-prolyl isomerization.